This is a messenger RNA of Ictalurus furcatus (blue catfish), 6533 nucleotides long. It is a transcript of the gene gpr18, whose product is annotated as G protein-coupled receptor 18. Gene Ontology annotation, biological process: phospholipase C-activating G protein-coupled receptor signaling pathway; positive regulation of Rho protein signal transduction. The transcript is spliced from 2 exons. The record is from RefSeq and is a predicted model, not a curated record. Lineage: Eukaryota; Metazoa; Chordata; Actinopteri; Siluriformes; Ictaluridae. Gene Ontology annotation, molecular function: G protein-coupled receptor activity. Gene Ontology annotation, cellular component: membrane. The coding region runs from base 3461 to 4465 and encodes 334 amino acids.
AUAUAUAUAUAUGAAAAUAUCUGCCAGACACAUGGUGUUUUCUGAUCUGUCUAUUUAUAUUGAUCAGGAUAGGUAAGUGAAAGGAGACAAAAGAGGCUAAAUGGAGCUUUGUGAACUAGUUGUAGUUGCAAUGCGUGACUAGACUAGACUAGAGGGGAAAGUACGCAUGCUUUCAUUUCUUCAAACUGCUCAUGUUUAAAGAACAUGUGUUUCAAAUUUGGACUAUUCCCUAUUUAGUUGUCACUUCCUGGUACCCGUUUUAUCGUUUUUAUUAUUAUUAUUAUUAUUAUUAUUAUUAUUUUUUUUUUUUAUGUAAACAAAAAGACAAAAGCUCUCGACGGUCUCACUUCGAUCGUGUGUUGUAGAUAAUGUCAGUUUUAAAACGUGCCGUUUUUAUUCUGCAUUUUACACUUGAGAAAAUUAGACUCAUGAGCAUGGUGUUACGGGCAGAAAUGUCAGCGCUGUUGAGGCUCUGUGUUCGUUAGUUCUCAACGUUUUCAUGUUGUACCCAAUGGAGAGGUGUUUCAAUGCUGCAAUCCUCGUCUCACACCUUUUCACCCGUUUCUAUGUUCAGUGAAAGCGCAAAAUCGGAAGAAAAACUUGUAGUAGGAGGCCUGAUGUAUAACAUGUAAAUUCGAAUCCCGCCUUCGCCCUGUAUGUAUGUUCUCCCUGUGCUUCUGGGGUUUCCGCGGGGUACUCCAGUUUCCUCCUGCAGUCCAAUGACGUGUGUGUGUGAUUUCCAAAUUGUCCAUAGUAUGUGUGAAUUUGUGUGUGAUUGUAGCCUGCGAUGGCUUGGCAUCCCUCCACAGUGUCCCCCACCUUGUGCCCUGAGUUCCCUAAGAUAAGCUCCAGGGUCCCCCAUGACUCAGUGUAGGAUAACCGGUAUGGAAAAUGGGUUGAUAGAUGGAUUUAAUAUGUGUUUAACUAGUUAGCCAUAGACGCUACAGUAUAAUGUAGCUACUACAACGUAUAUGCUUUGCUGUAGCCCACAAGAGAGCCAAUGGAAAGAGAGCUUAAGUUAUCGACUUCCACUUUCUAAAUUCAUCUGGAUUCCUUUUCUUUUCUUCUCUUGCUUUUUCAAAUUCCACUCCUGUAGAUAUUAUGUAUAAUACCUAUUAAACCAUGCAUAUUUAGGGCAGCAAGGGCAGUCCUGUGUCCUGAGGCAGACUGGCAGAGAGCAAGCAGGUAAUGAGUGCGUGGUUACACCUGGGUGUACAAUACCAGAGAGACAGUGAUGGUGCUUCCCUACAGUAUAUAGCCAGAAGUAUGUGGACCACUAAUCAUCACAACCAUACAGUAUGUGCAGAUUCCAAAACCAUGGGCGUUAACACAGAGAUGGUCCCCCUUGCUGUUAUUACUUCUGAGAAGGUUUAACACUAGAUUCAGCCACAAGAGCAUUAGUGAGGUUGGGCACAGGUAACGAAUGAGAAGGACUGGUGUGCAGUCAGUGUUCCAGUUCAUCCCAAAAUGGAUGCGAGUGGGGUUGAGUUUAGGGGUCAAACCGUGUCUUUAUGGACCUUGCUUUGUGCACAGGUGCACUGUCAUGCUGGAAAAUGUGUGUGCCUUUAAGUUUCACUGAAGGUAAAUCUUAAUGCUACAGCAUACACAGACAUCCUAUGCAAUUGUGUGCUUACAACGUUGGGGCAAUAGUUUGGGGAAGACCAACAUAUGGGUGUGGUAUCCACAUACCUUUGGACCUAAAGCGUAAAUCACACAAUGUUGAUCAGUAUGAUGCUAUCUGUGUAUUUAUCAGUGGUUUCAUUUAAGUGAAGUCAUUUAUGUUGGGACAAACUGGGCUGAAGUAUACAGUCCUUGAAGUAAUAAAAGCGUUCAGUUCUUCUUUCUCGUUAAAGCCUGCCUCCAGAUUCCUCACACAAUAAGUAGGUUAUUAAAUGGAAUGUCUGACCGAGUGGAAUUUGAAACUAGUGAUGGUGAGGCAAUGCUUCAUGAAGCAUGGAGGCUUUCCAGCUGUGCUGAAAAAUGCUUAAUUCCUUGAGGCUUCAAAGUGCCCACUCAAGGACUCGUGUGGUAAAAAAAAGGCUAUGUAGCAUGUAAAAACCUGUUCAGAUGACCAUAUACCGUGUGUAAAAUGUGUCAAAUCUGAAUGGCUGAUGUAAGUCAUAUUCAUGAAAGUAUUCUGUCAUAGCCUUGACAUGAAUUUUAAAUAAUAUUGAGCUUGUAAUGCUAUUAGAUGCACUUCAGUUGGUUGCUGUAAUAAAUAAAUCUACAAAAGACGCUCGGUAGUUUGAUUCACCUAUAAAGUGUUUCAUUAAACGGUAUUGGAGAUGGUCAGAGUAUAGACUAGUAGAAACAACCUGCCAAAACUGGACCUUUCUCAAAGAAAUGCCUAAGUGAGGCUUCAAGACCUCGAUGGUGACGCCAUUAGAGGAAAACAACACAAGCAUCAAUGCAGAGCUUCAUUGGUGCUUCAUUUCCAGAUGUUCCUGGAAACAUCCUUCCUUCUCCACACACAUUUUGAAGCUGAGGUACCAAGUAUAAAAUCUCUAUUUGAAAUAGUAGAUCUUUAAAGUGCAUCAUGGUGAUGCAGUGCUGCUUCAGAGUUCCACAGUCUUGCGUUCGCGCCUGAGUUUGGAUCCGUGUGGAGUUUUGUGUGCUUGAAUGGGCUUCAUCCUGGUUCUCCAGUUUCCUCCUACUAGGUCAUGCAGGUAAGCAGAUUAGUAAUGCUAAAUUGUAAAUAAACUUAUAAGCCUCUGGAAAUGUGUCCAUGAAGUUGUGCUCUUUUUUUUUUUUUUUUUAAGUAUACCCUUUAAAGAAUGGGUUUAUUUUUUACUCGAGCUAUUCCCUCAUUCCAAAGUCAUCAGCAACUGGUUCAGAGAGUGUACAGAACUGUAAAUUUGUUUUGGGGUUCUUUUUGAGACAAAUCUUAAGGUGCUGCAGUGUACUCAUAAGGGAAGGAGCUUUGUUGCUCACCGACAUGUAUUGUAAAAAUGCCUUUGAGACACCUCCUCAUAUAUUCCAUAUAGGAAUCACCGAAUUAUAGUCAGAUCCAUUCCUGAAUCAACAGCCAGACAUCAUGAAAGCACAUAUAUAAUCAGAAGAUUCAGCAGAAUGGGUUAACACGGCAAAUGAUACACAGGAACUACAAACUAGGACAAACCGCGGGCCUAGAACACAGACAUGAGGCUCACAGCUAACUGGCAAGACAACACCUACACGCACUACACUGACAGUGAAACUUAUUAUGAGGAACAAGAGCAAACCACGAUCAGAGGGCGUGCACUUGCUCCACUAGCAAACAUGACACAGGAAGUAACUAUAACCAAAAGGGUAAAAAAUAACUCAUUUAAGUCAAGUCAUUAGCUACAUGACUUCCUGUGAGCUAUUUGAGCAGAGCUUGAUGCGAGAUGGUUUGACACCACAUCACAAGUCUUUGCAUGAGCCAGAAGCAGCUACCCCACGAGCACACGAUGAUGUAGAUCACUGCGGUAGGUAAUUCAUCAUGGAACAGAACACAUCUUUGACCAUCAACCCUGAGACCAUCAACCCUGAGGGCUAUCUCCCUCCAGUAUUCAAAAUCGUCAGCCUAGUGUUCUACAGCAUCAUAUUCUCUGUAGGCUUGGUGGUCAAUCUCACAGCCAUCUGGGUCUUCGCUCUGACUACAAAAAGAAGGAGUUCUGUCACCAUUUACAUGAUCAAUGUGGCUGUGGUGGACCUCAUCUUCAUUCUCCUGCUUCCAUUCAGAAUGGCCUACUACAGUGGGGAUUAUUGGCCUUUUGGCGAUAUGUUCUGCAGAAUCAAUGCAGCACUAACCGUACUCUAUCCAUGUCUGGCUCUCUGGCUCUUUGCUCUCAUUAGUGCUGACCGCUACGUAGCCAUAGUUCAGCCACGGCAUAGCAAAGAGCUAAAGAACGUACACAAGGCCUUGCUGUCGUGUGUGGGAAUUUGGGUCAUGACCCUUGGUGGAGCAGCAUCACUUCUUUUCCUGGAGGAAGAUCCAGACCAAUUCUCAAACCACACCACCUGCCUGAAGAUGCAUGACAUUGUCUACCUGCGCCGUGACAACUCUGUCCACUUUGCUCGUCUGGCUUUCUUCUUCUUAGUGCCAAUGCUUAUCAUGGUGGGCUGUUACAUCAGCAUUGUGGACAAUCUGAUCCACGGGCGCACAUCCAAGCUCAAGCCCAACGUAAAGCAGAAAUCCAUCCGUAUCAUCAUCACGCUCAUCACGCAGGUGCUGGUGUGCUUUGUUCCCUUCCAUGUCUGCUUUGUGCUCCUGCUUUUUGAGAAUAUCGGCCAUGACUACAGCACCUGGGGUGCGUUCACAACCUUCCUAAUGAACAUGAGUACAGUGUUGGACAUUAUACUGUACUACAUAGUUUCUAAGCAGUUUCAGGACCGAGUGAUCAGUGUGAUCCUCUACAGGAACUAUCUGAGAAGUGUGCGAAGAAAGAGUCGUCAUACCGGAAGUGUACGCUCUCUCAGUAACCUUACCAGUGCCAUGAUCUGAUGAAUCUGACAUGGUUUGAACACAUGAAAGAAAAGUAUUUUAAAUAUGAGAGGACUGCGAGCUAGUCUCGAAAGAAAAGAGGAACAUACUGAAGCUUGGACACUUUCACUUUCAUUCACUGCAUUAGUUUAGUACUUUUCUAAGCGAGAGCUAUCUUUAUCUUUAUCUCGUGAGCAUGUUAUGCAAAUGUUUUUGCUUUCAGUUGACUCAGAAAGUGAAGUAAAGGUGAAGAACGAGAAAUAUUAAUUAUCCCUCCUAGACCACUGCUUGAAAGAAUAAUAAUAAUAAAAAAAUCGUUAAACGCCCCAAAAUGUAUAAAAUACACAGUCUAUGUAAUGCAGAAUGUUUGUGUAUGUUUUCUUUAUGGAUUGUAUGUUGUCUUCAGGGUUAAAUGGGAAAUCCACACAUUUCCGGGGGGAAAGUACAUUGUUAUAUUGUCUUGUUGAGAAGUGAGAUGAGUGAUUCCGACUGCUUUGUUUAUAAAAUGGCUCCAUUCUACAGGGUGGACAAAUUGCUAUCCCAGGUUCAAGGUUGGGACAAGCAGAUUACUAUUGGUUUUUCAUUCACACUUACCCAGUGGACAAGCAGGUUCAGCAGGCUGUUGAUAAUAUAACAAUCAUCAGCAUUUUUUUUUCCUUCACUCAUCAUCAACAAAUGGAAAAUGGAAGAAAACUUUCUCAAAAGAAAACCACCCCAAUUACUUCAUUACUGUUUUACAAAUCUGCUGCACUGUGUAAACGAACCAAGGACGUGGUCUGGCUGUUGGGACUAUUUUUAUGCGCCAUAUUAAAUAGCUUGAAUGCAUGCUAGACAAUCUUUCCAGAAUCAGGAAUAAAAUGUGAUGUGUAAACAGUGAAUAAAUACAUUACAGUACUGUAACUGUAACGCCGGCACUACAUGCAGUCACCUCACAUUUAUACACUUCAUCGAGUGAAAAUGAAGGUGCUAGUUAGCGUCAGAUACAAUCUAAACUCAGUCAAAACAUUAGCCGAGGAUUGUCUGCCAUUUCUGGAGUUUAUCAAGGGUGCACAUGGACAUUUUCAGGAUAUGAUAAAGAUAUGGACCCAAAAGAACCCGUGUCACACCCCUCUUCAUCUCUCUCCACUGGCUCGCCCGUAUCAAAUUCAAGGCCUUGAUGCUCACCUACAAGACCUUGUCUGGAACAGCGCCCCCUACCUCAACUCUCUCCUGAAGGCUUACGUUCCCUCACGCAAUCUGUGAUCGGUUAACGACCGACACUUAGUCGUACCUACUCAGUGUGACUCAAGAUCCCUUUCCAGAACCUUCACACUAACAGUCCCUCAGUGGUGGAAUGAACUUCUGACCUCAAUCCGGACCACAGAAUCUGUCUCCAUCUUCAGAAAACAGCUAAAGACCCACCUCUUCCGUGAGCACGUAACAAACCCCUAAAACACCAACCCCCACAUUAUUUAUUUAUAAAUAAAUAAAUAAAUACAUACAUACAAACCUCCCCUGGCUCUUACACCUCGACUCUGUGCACUUUGCUUCUCUAGAACUCAAAGAAAAGACCUUGUACGGUAGCACGACUUGUAUUGUUCUCCGCUCGAUAUAUCGCUUUGCUCGUAUUUCCUCAUUUGUAAGUCGCCUCGGAUAAAAGCGUCCGCUAAACGAAUAAAUGUAAAUUUAUAAAUGAGUGUAGUUACGUAAGGUCACCCUUCCCAUGGAGUCGAGUAUUGAAGUGCUUAUUUUCCUUAGUCUCUAUUAAUGUACACAUUUAGCCUGUCAAACUUUAUUAGUCACAUUAGUUGCCACUUUUUUAGCCUGGUCUGUGCAAGCAUACCAUGGAACUGGGCAAGCACACUGACUAAUUUAAGACUUGAUCCCUGAUUCUGGAAAUGUAUCUCACCAUGAUGGAACUGUCCACAUUAAGCACCCGGUAUGUGUAUAGCUUCUAUACGCUAGCUCACAGAAAGGUAUUGCACAAAAUGUUCACAAAUAUAUUGACUGUUUUCAAAUAGUGCAAUUAUAAGGUAAUAACUUACAACAAAUUUCUUUAAUCUAGGACUGUGGACUAUGACUUCUGUGUUGUUGUUGUUGUUGUUGUUGU